AUGGAGACGAGCAGUCCAGCCCCACCCAGGCUCCUGGAACUUGCAGCCCACAGCCCGCUGAGCAGUGAGGCUUCGCCUCUCCCUGCCUUGGAAGAGUUCACUGUCAGCCUCUUCCCGCCGCUGCUCACUGCUGCGUUUGCCAAGGGUCACAAGAAGGCUCUGAAGGCACUGGUGCAGGCCUGGCCCUUCCCCUUUCUCCGUCUGGGCUCUCUAAUAGUGCAGUGGCCCAACCAAGACAGCUUGCAAGCUGUGCUGGAUGGGCUGGAAGUUUUCCCUGCCUGCAGGGCUUGUCCCAGGAGGUCGGAACUGAGGGUUCUGGAUUUCACCCUGGACUUUGAGCAGGUCCAGGGUCAAGACCUGGAUUUCAUCCGGGAGCUGGAGGUGUUUGACUGGUUCCGGGCCCUGUCGGAGCACAGCCUGUUUGCCACCCAGCUGGGAAGAAUCUGUAAUCUGUGCAGCCUCAAGCUGGCCUACUACCACUGGGCCUUCUCCCCCGAGGGCAGGCAGUCCUCUAGCUACUUCCUGUCCCAGCUCAGCAAGUUGGGCCACCUCCAGAAGCUCCACCUAUCUUAUUCCUACCUCUCAGGCAACCUGCAGCAAGUGCUCAGCUGCCUGCAGACACCCCUGCACACCCUGGAGAUCCGCUCCUGUACGCUUCUGGACACCGACAUCACCUACUUGUCCCAGAGCUUUCACGCCACCCACCUGAAGAAGCUGGAUCUCAGUGGCAACAACCUGUCCCACGUGGUCCCUGGGCCCUUAGAGACCUUGCUGGAGGAGGUCUCAGGGACGCUGCACUCCCUGGGCCUCUCCGACAACCCCAUCUCCAGGGCCGGCCUGCUGAGCCUGCUGGAGCACACGGCAGGGCUGAUGGAGCUGAAGCACGUGCUCUACCGUAUCCCGGUUGAGUGCUUCGUGUACCUGGACGGCCUCUCCUGGGGCCCUGUCAACGAAGAGAAGCUGUACCAGGUGCAGGCUGAGCUGCAGAAGCUGCUGCAGGCCUUGCAGUGGGCUGACAUGCAGUGGACCCCCACUUGCCCUCACCCUUGGCCUUGA
This is a messenger RNA of Equus quagga, 1056 nucleotides long. Its product is annotated as leucine-rich repeat-containing protein 14-like. The coding region runs from base 1 to 1056 and encodes 351 amino acids. The transcript has 5 exons. Lineage: Eukaryota; Metazoa; Chordata; Mammalia; Perissodactyla; Equidae. Gene Ontology annotation, cellular component: cytoplasm. The record is from RefSeq and is a predicted model, not a curated record. Gene Ontology annotation, molecular function: protein binding.